AAAUUUAAUAUUGAUUAUCGGCUUGUUCGUAUUCUCCAUUUGCUCCGAGUGUCACAAUGGAUCUUUACGAGGAGGUUAAAAAGAAAAAUGUAGUAACAUUUUUCGAUAAUGAUGGUUACCGUCGUUUCAUUUCUCUUUGUGUCAUUAAUCAUUUUAGUUACCAGAUUAGAGAUGGAAAAUCUAAUGGGACAAUUGGUAAACGAAGUGUUAUCCUGGUUUCUGAUCCUAAUCAAAUUGCUUUGGAAAGUAAAACAAUACGAAAUCAUACAAACCUUUCAGUUGAAGAAUUGGUUAAAAAUGAAGAUUAUCUUGAAAUGGAUGUUAACUCAUGGAAUCAACUAAUUGCUGAUCAUCAUGUUCUUGUUAUGAACUGCUCAUUAUUCUCAACCCUCCUCUCUAGAUCAUUGAUAACAUUAUCAACCAUUAAUCUAAUUAUUCUCAAUAAUUGCCAUUUAGUCUUAACGGAUGAUAGUUAUAAACAAUUAUCCAUUUUUCUACAGUCUUGUGAUCCUUUAAACACACGUUUACUUGCAUUUUCACCCAGUUUAAUGAAAUGUAAUCGAAAACCAGCCGAAAUUGAAGCGAUAAUUUGUCAAAUGGAGAAGAAACUUCAAGCCUCGAGAAACACCAGUACCGAUUUCCAAAUGUCUUAUCGUUUAUCCGUUAAACCAAAGGGUAAAAUUAUCUAUUAUGAUGAUUACUUGUUAACAUAUGACCUUUACAAUCCUAAUGUAAUUGGUAAACUUUUGGAUGAUUUAAAGACUAUGAUUAACGGAUGUCAACAUGUUUUCACUCAAGGAACUGGAAUCAAUGGGUUUACCUUGUUACAAAUAAUACGAACGAUUUUCAAUACAACUAAAACCAUGGGAACAUAUUGUGCCAUGGAAUUGGCUGAAAUCUAUGCCAAGGAACUUUCUGAACUUAUCAUAAACUGUAAGGAUGUCCAAUUGUCUUCCAUACUUGCAUCAACUCUCUCUUUCUGUCAAUACGUUCAAGUUAUUUUUCGACAACAAUUAUCACUAUUUUACAUUAACCAUCAACUCCAAGUUAACGUGUCAGAAAAGAUGCUCUCCAUUUUGAAAGUACUUUUAGACUUUAUUCCAAACCCUGAACUUCUACAAUCGGAAAAUGUUAAAAAUCCCUCAGGUCUUCAUGGGAUAAUCUUUGCCAAAGAUCGGACAACCGUUCGACUUUUAUGUGCUUGGCUUUCCGGUGUUUCUGAAAAUCUUGAACAGUUUAAUUUCCUUAAAGUCGACUAUCUUGUCCCCAACAAUAAGAUGUCCAAAUCUAAAGACUUCCCAUCAACUUCUCGUUUGGAAACUAUGAUGCAUAAAUAUCGUAAACAAGAAGUAAAUCUACUUGUGAUCUCAACUUCAUACGAAGAAGAACUCGAAGUGACCAAAUGUAAUCUGGUCAUAAGAUACGAUUUUCCGUCAACAUUUACCGAAUAUCUUAACAGUAAACAAAAGUUACGAACAGAUAAUGGUAAAUAUGUUCUGUUUAUACCCAAAAACGAGCCAACGAAAUCUUUAUGUGAACAAAAAUUGAGUGAAUUUGUAUCACUGGAAAAUAUCAUGAAAAGUAAAGAACUAGAAAUUGAACGACCUCCGCCCUUCGAAUUACUGGCCGAUGAAUUUCCGCCAUUUAAAACAUGUAAAGAAGCGACUGUUGAGUUGGCCAAUUCAAUGUUCAUCCUUCAUCGUUAUUGUACUCGAUUACCAAGUGAUACAUUUACUCAUCUAGUUCCAAUUUACAGCAAUCAAACUCUGGAAAAUGGACAAAUUCAGUGUACACUUUACCUUCCAACCAAUUCACCGGUUCGAGGUCCAAUUACCGGUCAACCAGCUAAUCACCAUGAAAUCGCUCAACGAUCAGCGGCUUUGGAAGCAUGUAAAGCCCUUCACGCUGCUGGUGAAAUAAAUGAUCUCCUUUGGCCAGUUGGUAAAGAAAAUAGUAAGUGCCUUGAAGAAUUGGGUAUAAAGCGUCAUAAGCGAGGUCCCCGUGGCGAGAAUGUUCUUGAUCGACCAGGUACUACGAAGAGACGACAAAGUUAUCAAAAAAGUGUCGCUGAAUCAUUGAAGGGAGGAGACAUCAUACCCGGUGAACCAUGUUACAUGUAUAUUUUUCUCAUGUCUUUAACUUGUCCAAUUCCAGAGGAUCAAAAUACUCGAGGUCGAAAACUUGUUGACCCAAUGGAUUCACCUCGAUUCUUUGGAUUAAUUACUAAAUCAAGAAUUUCUAGAAUCUGUGAUUUCCCGGUUUAUACUCGAUCAGGUGAAGUGAUUGUCUCCAUGAAAGCGACAGCGGAAAAGAUUAAAUUUGAUGAAGAUCAAAUUGAAAAGUUGAAACAAUUCCAUCGAUUUACAUUCAAUGACGUUCUCCAUUUGGUUAAAGAUCCAAUGGUCUAUGAUCCAAUCGGUGCUCCAUCAACGAUUCUUAUUGUUCCAGUAAAUUACAUGCCAACAAUUUCGAAAAGUCUUCCUACCUCAUUUACCAUUGAUUCUAAUUGUGUUUCCAUUGAUUGGAUGUUUAUCGAUAAAGUUUUAAUCUAUGAGCGAACCGAUCACACUAAAGAAAAGACUGAUUUCAAAUUUGAUAGAAGUGUUUUCGAAGAUGCUGUCGUUAAACCCUGGUAUCGAUCAGCUAAUGAACAAUUACCAUUUUAUGUUGCCAAUAUUUGUGAUGAUCUAAGGCCAACCAGUCCAUUUCCAACCGAUACCUAUGCAACUUUUUACGAUUACUAUUUAUCCAAAUAUGGAAUCGAGAUCACCGAUAAAGAUCAAUCCCUAUUGGAUGUCGAUCAUACCUCAGCUCGUCUCAACUUCCUAACGCCAAGAUUUGUCAACAGGAAAGGAAUGCCUUUACCUAAGAGCACUGAGAAAACCCGAACUGCUAAACGAGAAAACCUUCAAUCGAAGCAACUUUUGGUACCCGAAUUAUGUAUUGUCCAUCCAUUUUCAGCUUCCUAUUGGAAUAAAGCUGUUUGUCUUCCAAGUAUUUUAUAUCGAGUUAAUCAUCUUUUAAUAGCUGAUCAAUUAAGACGACAAGUUGCGUUAGAUAUUGGAAUUGGAGUAACUAAAGAUGAUCCCCAAUUUUCAUGGCCUGCACUCGAUUUUGGUUGGUCCUUAACCGAAGUCCUUAAUCAACCCGAUGAUGAAUUUGAUCUCCCGGUAGCAAAAAGUUCAAAUACUAAAACCUCUAAGUCAAAAAAUUCGAUAAAAAAUUGUGUACCAUCUUCAUCGAUUUCCACUAACAUCCCACCAACCCCUUCAGCUCCUUCAAAAAGUAUUCCUAUCGAAUCUCCUUCAGUAAAUCCAGUUCCGGUUCCAAUGGAUAAUGAUAACAAUGAUGAUCUAUUAAUUGAUACGUUUGAUCCUAAUAUUUACAAAGUUGAACCCAUAGAGGAAGAUAAUGAUCUUGGUGAAAUUCCUCCAGUAGGUAAUUGGGAUCAAAAUGAUUACCUGGGUGGAGCAUUUGAAAUUGAUCCAAUGUCUUUCGAUGCUGGAAUUGAUUACGACCUUGAUGAUGAUCUUGAUGAUGAACCAAGAAUUGUAGAAUUGGAUAAUGAUGGUAACCCAAUUAAGCAAAGCAAUGGCUUCCGUGUUGGAUCACCCAGUAACUUUGAUCUCAAUGGUGAUACCACCAACAAUUGGAUGGCCGAAUCAACUGGACCAAACACAAUAAUUGAUCUAAAUAUUCCUGGAUUAAAUUUAAUUACUACUGGUAUCGGAGUUGAUUUGCAAAACUUGUCUGAGGAUUUGAAAAACAUUCAUGCAUAUGAUGAUUUUGAUAACUCGGAAGAUGAAGAUGAAGAUGAAGAUCCAGACGAUGAUUGUGAUCAAGAUUUUGAAGAUCACUUUGAUCAAGAUCAACUAUUAAUUCCCGAUUCUGAUGAUACCAUUGAAAUUGCCAAGGAAGAGAAAUGUAAAGAUAUCUUAACCUCUGGUCUUAUAUUAUCUAGUCACAAUGAUGAGCCUGAAAAAAGUGAUGAAAUUUCAAUUUAUGAUCAAAUUGAAAUUCCCGAUCCAUGGGUUGACCCGAAUAUUGUUUCAAACGCUCAACUGGAUAAAGAAAAAAUUGAGAACAUUUUUUCAUACGAUGAAAUUAUUGUCCAAAAUGAUGAAAUAUCCAAUGAAGAUGAAUCUAUAAAUGAAAUUAUCAUGAAAUUAGAUGCUGAUCUAGAAGUUUUAAAACCAAUCGUCUUACCAAAACAUAACAAUUCGUCAACAAUUAAAACAACUAAAACUGAUAAACAAUCAUUGGAUCGCGAUGAAAAAACUCUUGGAGAAGUGAUUCCAAGUUUCGGUGAACUAUUACCAAAUCGAGAUGAAAUUAUCGUCUCUGGAGAGAGUGAAACAAAACAUAUCCACCUUGACCCUUUGAACGAAGAGUUUGAUCCUGAAAUCGGUCCAAGUCCAGCAAUGGUACUUCAAGCAUUGACCAUGUCGAAUGCCAGUGACGGAAUUAACUUGGAACGUCUUGAAACUGUUGGUGAUUCUUUCCUGAAAUAUGCGGUCACCGUUUUCAUGUACUGUCGAUGUCAUCAACACGAAGGUAUCUUAUCUCAACUUCGAAGUACCCAAAUUAGUAAUUUAAAACUGUACGAAUUGGGAUCUGAGAAAAAUCUUGGUGAACUAAUGGUGGCCACUAAAUUUGAACCUUCCGAUAAUUGGCUUCCACCCGGUUUCAAAAUACCUGGUGGUCAUUUUAAUCUUGAAGUUUCUACCAGUGAAUCUGGUGAGAAGGUGGAAAAAUUUUUCAACUGUCUUUCAACUCAACAAUCAAUUCCCGACAAAAGUAUUGCCGAUUGUGUUGAAGCGCUAAUUGGUGCUUAUCUCAUCUCAUGUGGUCCAAGAGGUGCUUUACUUUUCAUGCGUUGGUUGGGAGUUAUGGUUAUGGAUGAUGUUCAAGAACCUCAACCGGAAACUGGACUUUGGCGAUGGUUAAACCCAAUCAAACCUCCGCUCUUUCCUAACGCACCGCAAGAUGAUCUUGAUAAAUUGUACCUUUCCUAUGGGUUGGAUAGAUUUGAGAAGCAAAUCAUUCAAUACGAAUUUAAAGACAAAGCUUAUUUGGUACAAGCAUUUACCCAUAAUUCAUUUUCCGACAAUCGGGUAACUGAUUGUUAUCAGCGACUCGAAUUUCUUGGUGAUGCUGUUCUCGAUUUUCUAAUCACUCGACAUCUUUUCGAUGAUCCAAGACAACAUUCACCCGGUGUCCUAACCGAUCUAAGAUCAGCACUUGCAAAUAAUACUUUCUUUGCUUCUUUAGCUGUUGAAUAUGAAUUUCAUAAAUAUCUCAUGUAUAAAACAGCUGAUCUUCAUAAAGUUAUCGCACGAUUUGUUGAACAUCAUGCAUCGAAUGGUAAACUUAGAGAUCCAUCAGCACUUUUACUACUUCGUAGUGAAGAUGAUGAUUGUCAACAACCCGAAGAUAUCGAAGUACCAAAAGCCUUAGGUGAUGUCUUUGAAUCUGUCGCUGGAGCGAUUUACCUGGACAGCGGUUUCUCCCUUGACACCGUAUGGAGAGUUUAUUACAACAUGAUGAAACCAGAGAUGGAAUAUUUCAGUAAAAAUCCACCCAAAUCACCGAUUCGUGAACUUCUCGAAAUGAAACCACAAAAAGUUUCUUUCAGUAAACCGGAAGACAUUACUAUUCAUGGAAUAGCUAAAGUCCGAAUGAGCGUUGAAGUUUUUAAUCUUGGUAAAUUUGUCGGAAUUGGUCGCAAUCGUCGAUUAGCCAAAUACACGGCCGCUAAGAGAGCACUUAGAGACCUAAAAGCACCAAAUAGCAAUUCCAAAAAAGCUCAUCUUUAAUUUACUCAAUAUUUUACACACUUAAUUAUUAACCCAAUUCUUAAUUCUUAUACUUUUGCCCGAAAUUAUUUGGAAAUAACCCUUGAUAACCAUUGAUGUUGCCUUAACAAUUAACAUAUAUGAUUUUUUAACUAAUAAUUAUUUAUCGAUGAUAAACAAAUGAAAA
Messenger RNA from Panonychus citri (citrus red mite), 5982 nucleotides. RefSeq names its product endoribonuclease Dicer-like. Bases 57 to 5816 code for a protein of 1919 amino acids. Lineage: Eukaryota; Metazoa; Arthropoda; Arachnida; Trombidiformes; Tetranychidae. Gene Ontology annotation, cellular component: RISC complex; nucleus; cytoplasm. The record is from RefSeq and is a predicted model, not a curated record. Gene Ontology annotation, molecular function: ribonuclease III activity; deoxyribonuclease I activity; RNA binding. The transcript has 2 exons. Gene Ontology annotation, biological process: siRNA processing; apoptotic DNA fragmentation; pre-miRNA processing.